AUGACUUUUGAAGAACUUGGUGUAUGUCCUGAAAUUGUUGAGUUGCUAAGAGAUAAAGGGAUUAAUAAACCUACGGAAGUUCAAGAAGGCUGCAUUCCAGUGAUUUUGGAAGGAAAUGAUGUAGUAGCAUGUGCCAAAACUGGUUCUGGAAAAACAGCAGCAUUUUUGAUCCCCAUACUUCAAUCACUCAUGACGGAACUCAAACCAUUAUAUGCUCUAAUAAUUACUCCAACAAGGGAGUUGGCGCAUCAAAUUGGGGAACAAGCCGCUGGGUUAAAUUUAAUCCAAGGUGAACCACUAUGUAACGUGUUGGUGAUAACUGGUGGAAGAAGCAUAGUUCAUCAGAGUAUUGACUUAGCUCGAUCUCCACAUAUUAUCGUUUCUACUCCUGGACGGUUGGCUGAUCUUCUGCGCACCCAGACAGCCGCACAAGAAGCUGAUACUGAGAAUAAGCCAGAAUGGACCUUAUCCAGAACGAAAGUGGUGGUUCUAGACGAAGCAGAUAGAUUGUUGGAAGAUAAUUUUGGCGAAGAUCUGAACACUAUAUUAAAAGCACUUCCGAAACGUCGUCAAACGUUGCUUUUUAGUGCUACAUUCAGUGGUGCAGUCAAAUCUUCCUUAGAGGCUGCAAAGUCAGUGGCCUACGCUGAAAACAGACGCCCUCCUAUUUUAUGGCAACCUGAAUGCAUGACUACGUGUUCAUCUGCAGGGGCCGUAACUGUCGAGACCUUAAGUCAGUAUUAUAUUCUGAUGCGACCUGAACACAAAGAAGCAUUUUUGGUUCAUACUGUCGAUCAAUUUCUUACUGAGAAUCCACAUUCACUUAUUAUGAUUUUUACAAAUAAAUGCAAAUGGUGUCAUCUUAUUGGACUGAUGAUGACCAGUCUAGGUAUUAAAACAACCUUACUUCACUCCUCUAUGGCUCAGAAAAACCGCAUAUCUUCAUUGACUCUUUUUCGUUCUAGUCAGAUUCGUGUUCUGAUUGCAACAGACCUGGCAAGCCGUGGACUUGAUUUUCCAACAGUUGAUAUCGUAAUCAAUCAUAACGUUCCUAUUCGACCUAAAGAUUAUGUUCACCGAGUAGGCCGGACUGCUCGGGCUGGGAAAGCUGGUUUAGCAUUGACAUUGUGUGACCUUUUUGAAGUAAAACGUUUAAAAGCUAUUCAAACAUUUAUCAAUAAGGAAUUGAAGACAUUUGAUGUGAACGAGAAAAAAGUAGCUCAAAUAAUUGCCGAAGUAUCCAUCGCUCGUCGUGAUGCAGAACGCAAACUAGAUGAAAUUAGAUUCGAUGAGAAGCGUGAAAUCAAUAAGGCAAAAAAUCUGAUGAAGGCCAGAUCGUCGAAAACUUUAAAUAAAACUUAG
Messenger RNA from Schistosoma rodhaini, 1362 nucleotides. The record is from the annotation of a GenBank genome assembly. Lineage: Eukaryota; Metazoa; Platyhelminthes; Trematoda; Strigeidida; Schistosomatidae.